Pecten maximus is the source of this 8384-nucleotide messenger RNA. Its product is annotated as elongation of very long chain fatty acids protein 4-like. Gene Ontology annotation, biological process: fatty acid elongation, polyunsaturated fatty acid; fatty acid elongation, monounsaturated fatty acid; fatty acid elongation, saturated fatty acid. The record is from RefSeq and is a predicted model, not a curated record. Gene Ontology annotation, cellular component: endoplasmic reticulum membrane. NCBI's taxonomy places the organism in Eukaryota, Metazoa, Mollusca, Bivalvia, Pectinida, Pectinidae. The coding region runs from base 153 to 1058 and encodes 301 amino acids. Gene Ontology annotation, molecular function: fatty acid elongase activity. The transcript has 8 exons.
GGGAAAUAGGCCUUGGACAGGUUGUUUCAUUGUUGUUACUAGCAACGCCCUAACUCGGGACAGAUCCGUUCAUGUUGAAUUUGUCUUUAGUUCUGUGACUCGCAUCGGAUUUGAAUCUUUAGCUUGUAAGGAAAGAGCAACAUCCGAUCAAGAUGGAAGUCAUACAAGACAAGUAUUAUGAGUUCCAAAAAUUCUGGGACUGGGCUAUAUCUAUAUCAGAUCCAAGAGUAAAGGAUUGGCCUCUUAUGCAGAGUUACGUACCAACUAUUGCAUUGACCAUCAUCUACGUAUUCUCGGUCAUCAUCGGCAAGCGAGUCAUGGCCAAUAGGGAUCCAAUCAAGUUCAAAUAUACACUAUUCUUCUAUAAUCUGGGACUUAUUGUUCUCAACUUUCAUAUAGCUUCUACACUAUUUAUAUCAGCAUACAGAGCAGGUUAUAGUUUACAGUGUCAAUCAGUCAAAUACUCGUAUGACCCUAAUGAAUACAAUAUUGCAAGUGCCCUGUGGUGGUUUUAUAUAUCAAAGUUGGUGGAAAUGAUGGACACAAUAUUUUUCGUAUUAAGAAAAAAGAACAAUCAGAUUAGUUUUCUCCAUGUCUACCACCACGCUUCCAUGUUCCCUCUGUGGUAUAUAGGUGUCAAGUGGGUUGCUGGUGGACAGUCAUUCUUUGGUGCAAUGAUCAAUUCCUUCAUCCAUGUAUUGAUGUACUCUUACUAUGGGUUGUCUGCCCUUGGACCUCACAUGCAGAAAUAUUUAUGGUGGAAACGCUACCUCACCAUUCUCCAGUUGUUGCAAUUCUUUAUUGGGAUGGUGUAUGGAUUUCAAAGUCUGUAUUUGGGCUGUGAUUUCCCUCUGUGGAUGCAGUAUACAGGCUUAGUGUACGGUGUCACAAUUAUCACACUGUUCUUCAACUUUUAUAUACAAGCCUAUUUGAAGAAGCCCAAUGCUCAUGUGCAGAACAAAGGAAAAUCGGCAGCCAAUGGAGAAGUGAAUGGAUCAAGUUCUCAAAAUGGUUCAUCUGUCGCUAAUGGUCAUGUGGAAACAAAAAAGGAUAAGUGAGGAUCGGUCAUUUGAGAUGUACUGGUCAAAUGUGAUGAACUGGACAAAGGAUAGCAUCAGAUACCAAGAUUGACUAUCUGUAAAUUCUCUAGGUAAACUAGCUGAUUUUAAUCACAGGUGAAAUCUCCAGGUGUCUGGUAAAGUUUGAAUGAAAUCCGAGUCCGAAAGGAAAGAAAUGAACUUUUGGAGUGACCGUUCUCUCUCAAUCCUAGCCUGAUAUUCUUAACAACAAAUUACCUCCUUGUCAUCUUAUAGAUAUUUAUUAUCUAUAGUGUGUGAGGUAUCGAAGAAAAAUUAUUCUUCAGGAUCUGUAAUUAAAAUAUUCCAGUUGACCCAACAAUACUGUUUACAUAACAAUCAAGUAGAAACAGGCACAUGGACCAUGACAAAAUUUUGGAGUCGCAUGCUUCAUAAAUUUUAUUUUUUACUGCAGCCAUAUUGCUGUAUUUUUUGGACAUAAUUUGUAGAAAAUUCUAAAGUAAAUUUUGAAAUAAUUUUAAGAUAUAAUAUUAACUUUGGUCGAUCAUUUUCAUUCUGAGACAAACUUCAUUUGGUAAGCUUGCAAACUUAUUCAUCUGCACAGCGUUUUGAUUGUGAAGUUUUGAAUGGGAAGUUUAAAAAUCUCAAUUUGUUAUCAAAAAAUAUUACAAAUCUGUUACUCUUGAAAGCAAUACUCUUAAAUGCUAUGCAAUUUUUUGAACAAAUCAGUAGUUAAUAGACAAAAAAAUAAUAAAAAAUAGAAAUGUUUUAUUGAUCAUGAGUAUAACGAUGAUCAAUAAAUAUAUAUAGAUAAAAUUUGUUUAAAUUAAAUCAUAAAUAGACAAGUAUUCUUCUUGAUUUAUAACAAGAUGAUUUCCUGUGCAAUUGCAUGUCUUUCAUAGUAAUACAUAAUGAGAAAGCACAGCUUAUGUAGCACUCAUUUGUUUAAGUGUGCUGAUCAACACGUGCUUUUGUUUUAGCUUCAUUUUAAGUUGUUUAUAUUGUUCAAUUAAUCACUGAAAAGGCCAGUGUUCAAAAUGAGUAAUUACAACAGCAAGUUAAAACUUAAGUGGUUGAUGAAAGACCUUUGAUAUAAAUUAUUUAUUCAAAAUUUGUAAAAUUUUGCUAAAUUAAAAAAAAAUAAUCAUAAAAAAUAAUUAAUGAUUAAGAAUGUGCCAUGGUGGUGUAUCUGUGCAUAUUGUCUAUUUUGAGAAUGGAUUCUCAUUAAAUGUAUACAGUUUUAGAAUUUUUACAUUUACUUUGUUUUCAAUAAAUUUUCAUUUCUAGUAAUUUCUUAUAUUAAAAAAAGAUAAUCUUGCGUUGUUGGUAGUAAAUGGAGCUUCAAAAUGAGAAUGAAUAAGGCGCUAGUAAAUUCUAUAAGAAUUAUAAUUCUCUUUCCCUUUUUUGGCAAAAUGAAUACAAUAUUGAGGUUAAAUGUAAUAUACCAAGUAUUUUUUUAUAAUAUUAUGAAGUUUAACUUCAAUCGAUAAGCAAGUUACAUGUAUAGAUAUCUGAUUUGUGCCUUUCUCAUUGAAUUUAAUCUUUUUUACUUUCUAAAUAUUUUAACCUGUCUGUUAGAUUUUCAAUUCAAUAUCUAUAUGAAGUGGUAGUUAACGUUGUGUAUGAAGGAAUUUGUAAAGUAUAGGUGUGUUUCAUGGCGAGAAUCUGAAUGUUUAUUAAUGAUGUUAAAAUGCGAAUUGUUUGGUAAACUUCAUGAAAAGUUGAAAACUUUUUAUAUUUCUGGAAAGCAAGGAUAGCUAAAUGGUAGACUUAAAGAGAGCUGUGAGAUUUUGCUCAAUCAUCAUCUGCUAUCAGUCAGGUUUAGGUUUGGAGCAGUUCUUGAAUGUCUUUCAUCAUUUCAAUGAAUUCACACAUAUUCACACAAAUUCACUAUGACCAUUAUUCACCUAUUCACAGAAAAUAUCAGCAUGUAGUUAUUUUCUUGUUUUCUCUUAGAAAAGAAAAUAAUUAAAAUCAAUAUAAAUAUAUGUAUCGGUAAGUAGGUAAAGAUGGCUGAAAGUUUUAAUUAAUUUCAUAGGUUGUUUUUCGUAAUAGCUUAGGGUGUGUGGUUGUGUAUUUUGUCAUUCUUUCUGGAAUAAGAUUAUCAUUCAAAAUGAUUGCUAUAUUUCGAAACAGCCCAGCUAAAUGGAAAAUCUUUUUAAAUUUAAGUUUUAAAAACCUUGUUAUAGACUUUAACAAGCCAAAUGCUUACAGAAACUAAUAAGAACUUGUUUAGUGAAAUGUAUGACGCAUUAGCAAUAUUUAGAUUAAAUUCAACAGUUAACAAUAUCACAUAUCUUUUGGAAAUGGAAAUAUUGUAUCCUAGCACUUUAACAGAAAUUUCUACAUGAACAAGUAUAAACAUGAUAUUUUACUUGUAUUUUGUUAAGUUUGUGAUAAACUGCUGUCAAAACAAACAAAAUCUUUAAAUGUUUAUCUAAUUUGUUAUUGUAUUAGUACAGUGAUAAAUUUUGUUUGUUUGUAUUUUAGGAGGACAAAACUGUUAGUGUAGAUUUUUUAUCUGAAAGUCAUUAGUUUCAUUAUUGAAUAUUUAAGUAUCUGUACAUUAAACACACAGAUACAAAGGUUGAAUUUGAUAAGUAUUGCUGUUUUAACUGUGAAUUAUAUUCAUAAUAAUCUGUAUUAUCACAUACAAAUAUUUGUUGAUCAAACUAUUUAAAAAUUUAUUAUUAAGAGGUGAAGUUUUAUAUAAAAAUAUUUGUAAGAAUUUUAAAAAUAUUUUUGAAAACUCUGUAAUAAUGACUUUGUGUAAUGGCCAACAUUGCAGAGUUACUUGUGAUAGAAAUCGAUACCGGUCAAUUUACUAUUGUUUAGUUAACUUGUUUAAUAUUACCGUAUUUAUCCAGUAAUAAGCCCAGCAGCUAACACAGCAACUUCGACUCCAUGUAUGGGGUUGACUUUUUGCAAGACAAUGAAAUAAAUGUAUUAUCAUUUUAACUGAAGUGCAAAAGUAAUGGCAGGGCGUAUAAUUGGCUUAACGACAGGCUUGGGCUUAUUGCUGAUUAAAUACGGUAUAUAGCUAGAAUCCCAUAUAAGAGUUCAACCUGUCUUGAGAAACCGAACCACUAAGUUUCAUCUUUUAUUGAAAAGUGACCAUGAAUAUUUACUUUUAAAAUACAUCAUUAAAUACAUAAAUAACAUCAUAUGCAAGAGUUGUUCAGACUCGGAUUUUCGGGCAGGUCUCAAAAGACAGGUUGCUCUGAAAUAGAAUUCCGAUCAUAAGAUUUACAUACCUGUAAAACAUUGAUGUGACCUUGCAAAUCAGCAUGUCACUGACAUGCUAAUUAUUACAGGGUAAUUAUUUACUAAUUAAGAAGUACGUUUGAUUUUGUGCUAGAAUAAUUUUGCCUGAACGUUGUGUAUUUGUGAUUGUAUUUUCCUAUUUGACCCAUGGAACUAGUUUCUCUUAAAAAUAAACAUUCCUAAUUAUCUAGCAAAACGGAAUUCAUACAGUUUGCUUCAAAGUCUGUAAUCAUUUUCAUGGAAUGUAAUCAGUUUCAUACUGCAAAGCAACAUUUUCUGCCGUAGAUUUUGAAGUAUAGAUACAAAUUGCUGUGUAAGGAAUAUAUACCAUUGGUUUUGUUCAUCUUAUCAAUUGCAGUAACAAAUUGGUUUAGGUUAAAUAACAGAUUUCAAUUAGUCAUUGUAAUUCCAAUUGAUCACAAUUCCAUACCGGACUGACUGCUUUAAAUUAUUGCAUUAAAUUAUCUUUAAGAUAAAAAAAACUAAUUAUUCCACCUAAAAUCCUUAAAUGCUGCUGGAGCUGUGGUUAUGAGGCAGGUAUAAUUUUAUUGGAUGUCUGGUAAUUUAAGGGCUGUUCUUAUAAAAUAUAUACGUUUUUAAUAUAUCAAAUGGAAUGACUCCAAAAACAUGGAAAAUCUAUGCAAUGUGGAUUCUUUGGAACACAUGGCCUAUUACCCAGUACAUGGUACUGCUUUAAUUAAAUCACUUCUAUGGAUGGUCUCUGUUUGAAAAAAAUCUGGAGUCCCCUUCCAUUUGGUAGAUGUUUCACUGAAAUAGCCGUAAGAAUUUUUUUUUUUUUAAUUUAAAAAAAAUUUAAAAAAAAACAAUUAAACUAUUAGUACCUACAUAGUUAAUACACUUUUUUUACAGAAACAAAAUCCAUCCAGUUUUUAUAAGAUGACUUUACUGACUGCAUGAUCAUUAAUUGACACUAAAUUGAAAUCCUUGAGCUAUUUACAACUUAUCAUCUUUCGUAAUAUGACCACCAGUUCCAAACACUAAUAUUUAUCUUAUUGUUUAUACAUACUACUACCAUUAGUAUGGCAAAGAUUUGUGGGUCAAGUAGGUUGAUACAUUUUUGUUUACUAUCCUUUUUAAUACAAUAGAUGUAUAAUUAGAUGUAUUGUUGUAAUGAUUAUAUAGAUAUAUACCUAGAUAUUAUAUUAAGAUUUAUUUAUUGAUUGUACAUAGACACAAAAUAUAUUUAUCCAUAUUUACAUUAUAAAUAAUGAACAUUUAAUUUGAUAAAAAAAAAGUUCAUAUAAAAUGUACUGUAUAUAUAUUUCAUUAAAACAUCUAUUGUACAGGCUUAUGGUCAUAUAGGAAGUAUAUGUACGUCUUUUGGGAAAGUGUAAUUUCUUUUCAUUCAAUACAAUAUUUAAGUGCAUGUUAUUUAAAAGUCCAAAAAUUAUUUUUGAACAUACAAUGUCAUGUAUUUUAGUUUCAAAGAAAAGAUUUUUUAAAGUUAUAUACACGCUUUAAAUUCUACAAGAUUUCCAAGAUCUGGUGUGGCUUUCGUGGGGGUUUAUGAAACAGCUGAAUAAUAAUAGCAUAAUUUUUUUCUUACUUUUGCCAAAUCCUUGAACUAGUAUGCAAUAUAAUAACAGUUCUUGGGAAGGAUGAAUAUAAGAAAAAUAAAACAAAAAACAAGACUUUACCGAAAGGCCUUUCUGUCCUCUUUGGCUUCAGACUUAUUUGCAGUAAAUCUUUUUGUUUCGUUUUUCUUAUAUAUACGUAUAUUUACUUAGACAUAAUGAAUAUGGGUGCUAUGAGGAUAGAAUCAUGUACAUUACAGUACAAAUGAAACCUCUGACAUCCACAAUUAACACUUCAGAGGGUUUUUGGAGUGUCUUUUUCUUGUUAGAACUAAUUAAGAUAAUAUUAGAUGUUAUUUUGAAGCAUUUAGACAAUUUCUUUUUCAAUUUUCUAUAUGACAGAGGCUUUAAAAUAUUAUAGUGAUAGUGUUUUUUACAACUUUUUUUUUUGCAUUGCACAUUCUUUUCAAAUUUGAUAAUUUUUUAUCAAAAUAUCAUGAUUUCAAAUUCAAGUACAAAAUUGACUUAACUACCUGUAAUUAGCUGUAUUUUGACUAUUUUCUGAUUUUAUACAUUUGACAGGCAUUAACUAAAAUGGUAUCCAUUUAUACAUGUUUAUCCAAAUUAAUUCUUUUAAUGAAAAAUAUUGUUUUAAUAAAUUAAGUAGUGUUCAUUUCAAUUUUCAUCUGGAUUGUUGAUAUUUCACAUAAUUUAAAUCCCCCUUUGACUUGGCAUAUUUGUGUUCAAAUAGAAGCAGAAACAUGUUGGCAUAUUUUAUGAUUUUUUUCUCUCCUGGGAACAGUUGUUUUUAAGCAUGUAUAAUUUUUGUUAAACUAAGUUGUUAAUUUUUCAUGUAUACCGGUAACAUUAUUGAAAGAUUUAUUUUGGUAAAAAUAUUGAUCUUUUAAGAUAGAGGAGAGCUUGGUGUAAUAUUGCAUGAUAUAUAUAUAUAUAUAUAUAUUGUAGAUAUAUUACAUAUUAUAUAAGUAAAUCCAAUCCUACUGACUGAUAGACUCCAGAUUCACCAUCAUUUUAAAUUUGGAGAAUAUCAUUACUACCUUGAUUCUUAAUGUAUGCUUUUACAUGUAAAAUUCAGCAAUGGUAUUUGGCAAAACUUCUCAAAAUUGUAGACAGUUGUGAAGCUGGAGACAUGAUUUCUUUUGUUUUUCUAUACACAGAAAAAAAUCAUAGGCAUUCUGUUUUUUUGUAUUUUUAUAUAUUUACAUUUUACUUUUGUUUGUUCUUUUUGCUGUAUUUGUUAGUGUUUUCAAUAUGUAUAUGGCUGUGUAACAGUAAAAGUGAGAGACAGAGAGAGACAGACAGACAGACAGACAGAGAGACAGGGAGAGAGGGAGACAGAGAGAGAGAGAGGGAGACAGACAGAGAGGGAGAGAGAGAGAGACAGACAGAGAGAGAGAGAUAUUAGGAAUUGUGCGGGGCCAUUACAUGUUCAGGUUCAUUUAUUUUAUACUGUUCCUUAAACCCCUUUGGUUCUACAAAGUGACAUUAAAUUGGUUAUCUUUCAUAUUUCUCAUUUGAUUAUCACCUCUUUUUCAGAAUCCAAAGAAAAAUAUUCUGUUGUAUUAAGAAAUAUCGUUAAAUUGUUGAAUCUAAUGUCGUUAGAAAAAAAGUAUGUCUGGUGACUUAUAUGGGUCAAAGCCACAAUCCUGUUCCAUCAGCCAUUGAUGUAACAUGCCAAAAUAAAAGUAAUAGACAAACCAUAGGCUUGAUUUUCAGGAAAUCAUAUUUAAUCACCAAAUCUAGCAUUAUCCCUGAAAUCAUAAUUCAUUUGCACUGCACAUCAUUACCAUUUAAAAUAAUAAAAAAAAAACGAAAAAAGUUUUGGGAAUAUUUUUGUUCAUAAUUUCAUCAAUUUACAGUAUAACUUGUUAAAACUGACCCCUGUCUAAUCCGGAUCCCUGUCUGUUCUAGCUUUUAUUGUUGGGUCCCGGCAUUUUCCCUAUUAAAUUAUAGUAGUUAAAACCUGUAUAAUCCGGAACCUGUCUAUUUUGAAAACUGGCAUGCAUCGUUUAACUGACCAUAGUAUAAGUAUACUUAUAAAAUCGACCUGCUCAAACGGGCCGUCAUGUUGUACAUUUAUACCAUACCAAUGUAUCUUACUCUUAAUUAAUCAUAGUUUAUUAAAUUGUUUCAAAUUAUGGUGUGCAAAGCAAGCUCACAGUCUGUCUUCCAUUAAAAUCGUGGCUUCGACCGAUAUAGGCACAUUUAUACUUAUAAUAAAGGACAUUUUGACGAGUGCAAAUUUUGCGAUUUGACAAUUUAGGGAGUAAACGUGUGUAUUCCCACUAUUGACAAUAUGAUUGAGGCCAGGGACAUAUAAGUAUUUGUUAAACAUCCCUGUUCGGAUGUUUUUAAAUGUUUAACUUGUAGUGUUGCUCACAAUAGUAUUGGUCAAUGUGAAACACUGUAGACUGUUACAGACAUUAUAAACCUGAUGGAUUUUUACCUCUUCUGUCAUUGUCACAAAUCAUAUUCUUCUUGAACUUCUUUGAUGUUGACAAUUUUUAAAUAAAUGAUUUUGCUUUAA